CUUGAUUCGCCCCGUUCGCGCGCUUUUCUCACCUGUUGCGUUUGACGGUAUGCAUGCGUGCGAUUGCCUUGGUUUUCUCGCAGACGUGGGAAAGUUAGUGAUAGCUUAACGCUUUUCGUGACGUGUCUCUCGUGCCGUUUCGCGCGAGCGUGUGUGUUUUGUCGCAAGAAACGCGAAGUGCUUACUUCACACGCGCGUGCUUUAGCCCACGGCGUGACUUAACCUCGAAUUCGAUACAGUGCUGGACGCCGAUCGCCAGUGUAAAAUGCAAGGAAAUUGUUGUUAAGCUGACUUCUCGAUUUUACUUGAUUGUUAUUUUUAACAGAUUAACGAUUAAACUAAAAACAAAAUUAAUUUACGUUGUUAUUCAUUGGUUGCUGUAGCAUACAAAAAUAUAGUGCAUAUAAAAAUCAUCUGAGGGCUAAAUAUUAUAUACUGCAAACUUUGCGCUACAAAUUGUUCAAGAAUGGCAGAUUACCUUUCUGCUGAACUCACUGCCACUUGCUCUGCGAUUGGAUAUUUUGAUGGAACUACCUAUCUUUUAGACAACAAUUGCUUAGAUGUCAUAAAGGAUCUCAUUAGAUAUCUUAAAAGAGAUGAUGAUACCCAUACUAUAAGACGUUUUCUUGGACAAACAAAAGUACUUCAGACUGAUCUCGUAAAGAUUCUUAUGUAUCAUGUUGAGAAUACUGAACUUUGGGAUGUUUUGCUACGAUUACUUAUAAAUUUAACAAGCUCUGCGUUUGUGAUUUACAAUGAACAAAUACCAACUGAGAAAACGACGUAUAGUUUAUAUCAACAAAUUGUUUCAUAUUUACAAGAAUAUAAGGCAGCGUUAGCUGAUGAGAAUGUGUGGUCAGUAGUAGCUGGUCGUUUGGGAAAUUUGCUUAAUAUUGAUAGUUCUGAAAGAGGCGAGGAAAAUGAGUUAACAAUUGAAAGAAUACUUGCUUUCAUUAGAAAUGUAUUACAAGUGCCACCUAAUGACAAUGAUAAAAGAGCCGAUAAUGAUGCUACUGUUCAUGAUGAGGUAUUAUUUGCGUUUCAUGCGUCAGGCAUAGUGGAUAUUUUGUUGUUCAUUGUCAGUAACAAUCAAGAACAACAAUAUCAUAUGCAAAUUUUAGAGAUUAUAUCUUUAAUGUUACGUGAGCAAAAUGCAAGCGUGUUGGCUACAUCUGGGUUGCAACGUAGUACCGCUGAAAGGGAAAAUGACGAGGCUACUCUCGUAGCCUUGCGACAAAAAGAACUGCGCGAAAAAAUAAACAAAGUAAAAAAAUACGCUGGAUCAAGGCACUCGCGAUUCGGUGGUACUUACGUUGUGCAGAAUAUGAAAGCUACUGGAGAAAAUCAAAUGAUAUGCCAUAAACCAUACCAGAAGAUCGAAGCACUGGAAUUCGGUCAUAAUAAGAAAAGAGUGAAGCGACGUAAGGAUAAAAUGAGCCUGCAAGACCCCAAGGAGGAGCGCACGUCUGCUCUUAGCGUGCGACUCUUUUUGAAAGAGUUUUGCGUAGAAUUUCUAAGCGGGGUUUACAACUCCGUGAUGAAAUUCACUAGGUCUUGCUUUAUCAACGACACUCAUGGCCAAGCAGUGGAAACGGCUGUCUAUCUGUGGGCCUUACGCUUCUUCAUGGAGUUCAAUCGACAUUACAAGUUUCAAGUGAAAUAUGUAAGCGAAACUAUAUCUACAGAAGUGUUUUACCUAGUGCAAAGACAAAUUGAACAAUACUACGAGAUGAUAAUAGUCGAUAAAAAAAAGAUACCGCUUUGGUCUCGUAGAUUGCAUUUGGCAUUAAAGGCAUAUCAGGAGCUUCUUAACAAUCUCAUGGUAAUGGAGAAGAGUAGAGAUGAUGGUGUUAGAGAAUCCAGCAAGAUAAUUAAAAGCAAUAUCUUUUAUGUCCCGGAAUAUCGGGAAACUAUACUCUCUCAGCUUUUGUGCUUCGACGAGGUUAAAAUGUCACGGCAGUACUUGGUGGAUCUUGUAACGACUGUUCACAUAUUUCUAAAGAUGCUUGAACAAUUCUGCCAGAAAAAUACACGACAUCUCGUAGUUCAAAAAGCAAAGUCAAAGAGAACAAAGACCAAAAAGAAAAAAAAGCCUACUCAAGAAAACGUAACUACGGCUCCUACUUUGGAAGAACGUUGGGACACUAUUGGCCCCGAAUUAUCUGCAGUUAUGCGCGAUGCUGUUAUACCUGUAAUGGUGCCAUUUGAUGCAACCUUAGAUACGCCUAUUGAUGAUCAAAAAGCGGACGCCAUGAAGAGAAUUCAGAAAUUAAUGCGACAACGGAACUUGGAACAGGCAGUUGGUCUUCUACGUGCAGCAAGAGACAUUUGGCCAGAGAAUGAUUGCUUCGGAAAAGUGGACAUACUUCCCGAGGAAGAAUUUCUAGCUCUUCACGAAAUCUUCUUUGCUGAGCUGGGCGUGGUUGAAGAUCAGGCUGUCAUUCAAGAAACAAUAAACGCGGAUGGAGACAGUGACAAUUCUGAAAACCGCGAAGAAAAUGAGGAAGAAGAAGAUGAAGACGAGGAAGAAGAAAGAGAAACUGUUUAUCAAGAAACUGACUUUAAAUUGGAUGAAUUUAUUCAAAGGUUUGCCAACGUGAAGGUCGUCAAGGCUUUAGCACUUUUAAUGCAACAAUUCGAAAGCAACUCGAUCGAAGUAAACCACUAUGUAGCAAAAAUGCUACAUCGUAUCGCUUGGAAUUGUAAAAUGCCGGGCAUGAUAUUUCAAGCAUCCAUCUUUCGGAUUUUUCAAAAAAUCCUUGAGUCAAAGAAUCCUGAACACAAGGAGCUCCAAAAGUUCGCGGUCUUCAUAAUCCGCCGUUUCAUCGAAGUCGCCCAGAAGAACCGGAAGUCGUACAUGGAGCUGCUCUUCUGGAAGACUACCCGCGACGCGACAGAAAUCGUGGAUGGCUACAGCGCGGAAACGAAUAACAAGAAAGUUUCACGGGCGACCUGGACGGAGGCGGAAGAGGACGAGCUGCGUACUCUCUUCAUGGAGCAUCAGACUAACAAAUAUCCUCAAGAUUUAAUUGACUGGCUAUUGGAGAACGUCGUCAAUGAAAAUCGAACACGACGCACCAUCAUCAAGAAACUCAAGGAGAUGUGCCUGAUCGUCAAUUCUAAGGGUGUGCGAGCUGAGGUACAAAAGAGAUUACCUAAGGAGUGGUCUGAGGAAGAAAUCGCCCAACUUACGGAACUUUGGACACAGUUCAAGGACGAUGAUGAUCCGGUAGAUUUGAUUUUCAACGGUCUUAAAAUAAAGCGGCCGAAGCCGAAGAUCAAGGAGAAGCUUCUGGAAUUAGGAUUGGCGCAGGAUCGCAGGGAGCUGCGCAAAAAGCGGACCAGAAAAAGCAACCAGGGUAAAUCGUCGUGGGAAACGCAAGCUGCCAGUAAUUCUGACGGGAACGAAAGUUCAGCCACCGACGACGAAGACGGCGAAGAAACUCGAAAAUCCUCGAAGCGCGGUGGCGCACCUCGCCGGAGCGAGGCGCCGUCGACGAAAAAGAAGCAAUGGAACAGGCGGAAGCUACCGACGAUCGUUUACACGGAUGCACAAUUAUCCGGUCUCUUGAAGGACGUCAUCGACAGAGACAUGAGAGAGGCAUUGGAAUGGCUCAAGGAAUCCCUGCAAGACGCUGUGGACGAUCGUGACGAGGAGAGCUCCGAGGGCAUACCCUUGGUGCCGCUGACAGAUUACUCGUCUGUUGCGAUGGAUUCACCGAGUUUUCAAAAGCUCCUUCGCGCCAUGGGAUUUGUGCCACCGGCUGAUGCCCAGGAAUCUUAUUGGCGUAUCCCGGCGAAUAUACUUACGGCUACGCUCCAGAAACGCUACAAGCUCAUCGGAGACGCUUUAGCCGGGGAAUUUGUUGUCGAAGAAACGCGUAAAGAUUCCGAUACAGAUGAAAGGGCGGACGACAACGAGAGUGAAGAUGAUGACAAUGUAUUCGAAAAUGUUAGAAAGCUCUUUGCACCCAAAGAACCGGAACCCUCGAUUUCUGGCAUCGGACAAUCGGAAUCUAGUAAAAUUGCGCCAUCACAAAAAUCCAAGACAUUAUCGAUAUUAGACGAUGAGAGUGAUGAAGCGGAAAUUACAGAAAGAAGUGAUAAAGCGGAAAUCACAGUAAAAACGAAUAAAGGAGACACGAGCAACGUGAGAAACCGAGUAAGGAUGCUCGACAGUUCCUCUGAAUCGGAAAUUGAAAGGGAUAUUGAUGAUAAGAACGAUGACACAAAGAGGAAUAGAUCCGAUUCUUCAUCUGAUACGGAUAAACCGUCCACUAAGAAACGUCGGCUACUCGAUAGCGACGAGGAAGCAGAGCCACUAAGAAGUGAUUAUACUAAGGCAAAUGGCGCUCCCGUAAUAAUUAGCGAUAAUGAAGAAUUAUUGCCCAACGUGCGAGCCGAGCGACCCAAAUUAUCUCGCGUAAUAAUCAGCGACGAAGAAGAUUAGGAAAAAAAUCCGUUUAUUUAUUUGGAGCUCCUGAUAUUUAAAAUGUUUUUAAGCAUUCAAAAUGUUAUCAAAAGUAUAUCAAGAUAUAUCUUUUUUUAUUGUUCUUAACUCGAAUUAUAAGGUAAAUUUAAAUUGAAACAUUUUAUUGAUUAUUCUAUAAACAUACUUUCUCAGAUUGAAAAUUAUUAAACAUGUUGGGGUA
Messenger RNA from Solenopsis invicta (red fire ant), 4652 nucleotides. RefSeq names its product protein timeless homolog (gene timeout). The record is from RefSeq and is a predicted model, not a curated record. Gene Ontology annotation, cellular component: replication fork protection complex. The transcript has 28 exons. Gene Ontology annotation, molecular function: DNA binding. NCBI's taxonomy places the organism in Eukaryota, Metazoa, Arthropoda, Insecta, Hymenoptera, Formicidae. Bases 467 to 4450 code for a protein of 1327 amino acids. Gene Ontology annotation, biological process: DNA replication checkpoint signaling; replication fork arrest; DNA repair.